This is a messenger RNA of Aspergillus campestris IBT 28561, 2357 nucleotides long. RefSeq lists its product as uncharacterized. Bases 260 to 2137 code for a protein of 625 amino acids. The transcript has 3 exons. NCBI's taxonomy places the organism in Eukaryota, Fungi, Ascomycota, Eurotiomycetes, Eurotiales, Aspergillaceae. The record is from RefSeq and is a predicted model, not a curated record.
UUGUCUUGGUCCCCACAAUCGUGGCCAUUGUCAACAAGGCCUUUGUGUUGCCGCAAGAACAAAGACUAUCAUUGACCAUCAACAUAUAAAGUCGACCACCCCCCGGAGAGCUCUCAGUGCGGUGUACAUUUUUAUAUAUAGAGUUCACUCGACGUUAACAACUACAGCGUGUCGAUUGCGAGUAUAUCCGACUACCCGACCAUUAACCACGACUUCGACUUAUACUACACCCGACUUACACCACACCCGCCACCGCAGAAUGGCACCCAAAGUCAAGGGAGACGAGGUUUUAGAUAACCUCAGCAAGCUUCAAUUCCCGGAUUCGGUCAAAGAGCUCAUCCAAAUAGCCCGCCAAAAUUACGCCGACGAACUGCAAGCCGCCAACGAUGCCGUGUCCGACUACAUGCGCAAAAGCAGUCGGACCGAGCGGAAAUCUGCGAAACAAGAGAGUGAACUACGAAUUCUGCAGCAGCGUCUGGCCGAUGCGGAGGAGGCGAUCAAGGUACAAGAAGAUUCCCAGGCCGAGGCCGCGGACAAGCGCGAGGCGGAGCGUUUAAAGGCGGAACUGCGCCGGGUCCAUGGCUUGGUUAAUAACAAGGAAUCCGAUCUCCACGCCGCCGAGGACCGCGUGGUGGAGAUGCGCGAGUACAGCGAGAGGCAAGGGGGCCUCAUCGCGACCUUGCGCGAGCGCGCCGCGGCGAGUAAGAGCGACUCGAAGAACAAACAAAAGAUCAUCACGCAGUUAGAGGAAGAGAUGGGUAACCUGAAGCGCGAGCUCGAAACCCUGGGGAACAGGAAAGUGGUGCUGCAGAAGAAGCGGUUGGACAGCUCCGUCGGUGCGAAAGCGGAGGAAGAGCCCACGGAUGAGGUGACGGAGCUGCUGAGAGUGCUAGAGGACCGGCACGUCGUGCUCCAGCAACAGGUGCGAGGCCUCUUCACGCUUUUUGAAGGUGAGUACGCCAUGCGCCGGGUGUACGAGCGGCUCGCCAAGUUCGCCGUCAAGCCCCGGUUGGCCAUCUGCGCGGCUCCAUCGAGCACCAACUCCAGCACCCCGGGACGGACGCUGAGUAUUGUUCAGGGCAGCCUGGAGCAGGAACUUUUGGAGGGCACCGGCGAUGAGAACUUCGAGUAUGGCGAGGUGGAGCCCAUGGAUGUCACUCGCUUCGGCGAGCCCCUGUCCCCCUACCCGCCUCCGCCCCCCGAGGAGCUCAAGAAACCCCGCGUGGACUCCGAGAAGCGGCCACUGCGCAAGGCAGUCGGCUAUCGCACCAAGACGACCAAACGGUUCAGCCCGGGGGAGAAAAAACGGAAGCGAGGGGCGGAGAAGAACCCGCUAGAAGAGUUGGAGCAUAUUCAAAGUAAACUGGCCGUUCUGACGCUCGCCCACCCGCCGUCGUCCCGGUCCCUGCAGAACUGGGUCCAGAACGAGCGCGGGGUCUGCCAGGUCGGGGCGCGGAAACGACGCCACCUCAACCCGCUCCCCCGACGGCCCGGGGACGAAUAUGCGUACAGUAUGCAGAAUCUCAACGACUUCCUGUCGCAUGUCCACAAUAUCCGCGCCAAAAAGGAGCCGGUGCCCCCCACUCCCGGCCUGCCCCCCCCGGGCCUGGACCGCGAGGCGGUGGUCCAGCACGACCUUGCGCCUCAGGUGCAUAAGAAGGCCGCCAUCAAGUCCCCGCUUUACUUGAAUCUCCCUCCCCCGCCGCCUCCCCAAUGGAAAGCCCUGCCCUUCUCCGUGGGGCGGAAAUUCCAGGUGACCCACCAGGAAUGGUGCAUGGCAUGUGCCUCCCAGCUCCAGCACGAGCUAGACAUCCUAGAGCCGAGCCCGCGCGACACCGUGCAGGAGUACGAGCCGGAGAUGUCGUUUGCGCGGCGGCCCGCGGUGCCCGCGCCCCGCCCGUCUAAGGCCUGUCCGACCAAGCCUCUGUGGAAGUACCUCGCGCUGGUCCUGUUGCUCGGGCUCGUUCUAUGGCGGACAACCCGGGUGGACAGCAAGAGCUGGCUGGAAGCUAACGACCUGCCACCUACCCUCAUGCAAAGGAUCCAGAUGCGGCGCGAGUCGCAAAACCAGCUGCUGCGGAUUUUGGACUUUGAGAUGUCGCAGCGGGCGGCGGCGGAUUGGCCCAUCAUGGGAUAGACUGGUAGUCAUGUUGAUAAGUCAGUUGUAAAUUUUUUCCUCGUUUGUUGUCCCCGUUUUUGUUAAUAUAUAUACUCUUGGCUACAACCCCAGUCUGUAUAUGAUUUCGCGCUGACAACAGACAUUGGACUGGUCUGUCACAAUGAUGGUGUCGAUAGAUACCCCCCAUAGCAGUACAAGUAGACUAUGAUUGAAUACAAGAGACUAUAGUAGAAUAAGG